AGUUGCUUUUCUGCGCUAUCUGGGGUCGCUCUGCUGGAGGUGAAGGACCGCCUGUCCCCUCUCCGCCGUUUGCUGUCAAUGGCUUUCGGGGCGUAUUUUAUUUGAAUGUCUGGGCCUUUUAAAUAACCAAUAAUGGAUAUUCUUUGGAUAUUAUGGACCAUACCGGCCGUGAUCGCUGUUGAAGAGACACUCAUGGACUCCACCACAGCCACAGCGGAGCUCGGCUGGACCGUCUACCCCGUGUCUGGGUCCAGUGACAACAGCUGGGAGGAGGUGAGCGGCUACGACGAGAACAUGAACACCAUCCGGACGUACCAGGUCUGCAACGUCUUCGACAACAACCAGAACAACUGGGUCCGGACCAAGUACAUCCGACGCCGCGGCGCGCAGCGCAUCCACGUGGAGAUGAAGUUCUCCGUGCGCGACUGCAGCAGCAUUCCCAACGUGCCGGGCUCCUGUAAGGAGACAUUCAACCUGUAUUACUACGAGUCCGACACGGACGUGGCCACCAGAACCGCGCCGCCCUGGAUGGAGAACCCCUGGAUCAAGGUCGACACCAUCGCAGCAGAUGAGAGCUUCUCGCAGGUGGACCUGGGCGGCAGAGUGAUGAAGAUCAACACCGAGGUCCGGAGCUUCGGCCCCGUGUCCCGGCACGGCUUCUACCUGGCCUUCCAGGACUACGGCGGCUGCAUGUCGCUCAUCGCCGUCCGCGUCUUCUACCGGAAGUGUCCGCGCGUCAUCACCAACGGGGCGCUGUUUCAGGAGACGCUCUCUGGGGCCGAGAGCACGUCCCUGGUGGCGGCGCGAGGCGUCUGCAUCCCCAACGCCGAGGAGGUGGACGUGCCCAUUAAGCUGUACUGCAACGGCGACGGAGAGUGGAUGGUGCCCAUCGGGCGCUGCAUGUGCAAGGCUGGGAACGAGCCUGUGGAGAACGGGACGGUGUGUCGAGCUUGUCCGUCAGGCUUCUUCAAGCCCGUUCAAGGAGACGAUCCCUGUCUGCAGUGUCCCAUCAACAGUCGCACGACCAGCGAGGGCGCCAUCAACUGCAUCUGUCGCAACGGAUACUAUCGCACCGACUCCGACCCCCUCAUGAUGCCCUGCACCACCGUCCCCUCGGCGCCGCAGAGCGUCAUCUCCAGCGUGAACGAGACCUCGGUGAUGCUGGAGUGGACGCCUCCGCGCGACUCGGGCGGCCGCGAGGACGUCGUCUUCAACAUCAUCUGCAAGAGCUGCGGCGGCGGCCGCGGCGGCUGCACGCGCUGCGGCGACAACGUGCAGUUCCUGCCGCGGCAGCUGGGCCUGACGGACAGCUGCGUCUACAUCAGCGAGCUGCUGGCACACACGCAGUACACGUUCGAGGUGCAGGCGGUCAACGGGGUGUCGGACCAGAGCCCCUACUCCCCUCAGUACGCCUCGGUCAACAUCACCACCAACCAGGCCGCUCCAUCCACCGUCUCAAUAAUGCACCAGGUCAGUCGAAGUGUGGACAGCAUCACUCUCACCUGGUCCCAGCCUGACCAGCCCAACGGAGUCAUCCUGGACUAUGAGCUCCAGUUUUAUGAGAAGGACCAGUCGGAAUACAACUCGACCACCAUCAGGAGCCAGACCAACACGGUGGUGACCCGCGGCCUCAAGCCGGGCAGCAUCUACGUGUUCCAGGUCCGGGCGCGCACCGUGGCCGGCUUUGGACGCUACAGCGGCAAAAUGUACUUCCAGACCAUGACUGUGGAGGAGUACAACACCAGCAUUCAGGAGAAGCUGCCGCUCAUCAUCGGCUCGGCAGCUGCAGGCUUGGUUUUCCUCAUCGCUGUGGUCGUGAUCGUCAUCGUGUGCAACCGGAGGCGUGGCUUCGACCGGGCCGAUUCAGAAUACACAGACAAGCUGCAGCACUACACCAGCGGCCACAUGACUCCAGGAAUGAAGAUUUAUAUUGAUCCGUUCACUUACGAGGACCCCAACGAGGCGGUGAGGGAGUUCGCCAAGGAGAUUGAUAUAUCCUGCGUGAAGAUUGAACAGGUCAUUGGUGCAGGGGAGUUCGGGGAGGUGUGCAGCGGGAACCUGAAGCUGCCGGGGAAGCGCGAGAUGUUUGUGGCCAUAAAGACGCUGAAGUCCGGCUACACGGAGAAGCAGCGGCGGGACUUCCUGAGCGAAGCGAGCAUCAUGGGCCAGUUCGACCAUCCCAACGUCAUCCACCUGGAAGGCGUGGUCACCAAGAGCAGCCCUGUCAUGAUCAUCACGGAGUUCAUGGAGAACGGCUCUCUGGACUCGUUCCUCAGGCAAAACGACGGGCAGUUCACGGUGAUCCAGCUGGUGGGGAUGCUCCGCGGCAUCGCCUCGGGCAUGAAGUACCUGGCCGGCAUGAACUACGUGCACCGCGACCUCGCCGCCCGCAACAUCCUGGUCAACAGCAACCUGGUGUGCAAGGUGUCGGACUUCGGCCUCUCGCGCUUCCUGGAGGACGACACGUCGGACCCGACCUACACCAGCGCCCUGGGAGGGAAGAUCCCUAUCCGAUGGACGGCGCCCGAGGCCAUCCAGUACAGGAAGUUCACCUCCGCCAGCGACGUGUGGAGCUACGGCAUCGUCAUGUGGGAAGUGAUGUCCUACGGAGAGAGGCCUUACUGGGACAUGACCAAUCAGGAUGUCAUCAACGCCAUAGAGCAGGACUACCGGCUGCCCCCCCCCAUGGACUGCCCCAGCGCGCUGCACCAGCUCAUGCUGGACUGCUGGCAGAAGGACCGCAACAACCGGCCCAAGUUCAGCCAGAUCGUCAACAACCUGGACAAGAUGAUCCGCAACCCCAACACCCUGAAGGCCAUGACCCCGUUGUCGUCAGGCGUUCACCUCCCUCUGCUGGACCGCAGCAUCCCGGACUUCUCCAGCUUCAGCACCGUGGACGAGUGGCUGGACGCCAUCAAGAUGGGCCAGUACAAGGACAGCUUCGCCAGCGCUGACUUUUCUACCUUUGAUGUGGUGUCCCAGAUGACCAUGGAGGACAUCCUGAGGGUCGGCGUGACGCUAGCAGGCCACCAGAAGAAGAUCCUCAACAGCGUCCAGAUGAUGCGGGCGCAGAUGAACCAGAUCCAGUCGGUGGAGGUCUGACACUGAGCGGAGCGGGGGGGGGGGCGUCGGGACGCAGGCUCUGGGAGGAGGCGCUGGGACGUGUGGUGUUUUCUUCUUUCCUGGGUCUGGUCUUUCCACCGGGCCGCUUCCCCCCCCCCUCCACUUCCUCGUCUCCUUCUCUUAUCCCCACAUCCUGAGUCUCCCUCCAUCCUUGGGAUCAGCUGUGGACAGUUGUGGGAAACAAAAGGAAGCAUCAGAAAUCCCAUCCCACAGCCGGUCUCCUUCUGGAGCCAGAAGCAUGAGAGGUUCGAAGUGACCAGCAACACAUUUUUCAAUCUUCCACCAACUUUCGUUUGACGUUGAACUUUUUCUUUUUUUGGGUUAGUUUGUUCUGAUAAUUUUGUAAAAAAAAAUUUUAAGAAAAUAAAGAAAAACCCGAGCAAAGGCGAAGAUCCUGAGGAAAUGUAUACAGUAGAAGACAUAAGGUUGUACACUAGACAGACUGCGUAGAGAAGCUACCCUUUAAAAGGGCGAAACAACAGAGGAGCAAAGAGCAGGAGCCGAGGAGACGACGCCGUCCUCCCCGGACGCGCUCACGUCUGUGUCCUUCUUCAUUUCUGGACGUGAUGAGGAAACAGAGGACGGACUGCAGAGGAGGCCUUCGUUUCCAUGGGACAUGAAAAAAAACUGAUGUCAGAAACACAGACAGAUCAACAAAACAAGUUUUUUUUUCUCAUUGCAAGAAAUUUUCUAUAAUGUGUGAAAGUUUGUGAUGUCACCCCCCCCCCCCCCCCCCCCCCCAAACACACACACACACACACACACACCGCUUUCUUUGAUGUCUGGCCGUCUAAUGUUUUCUACCACCUCUCUGUUCCACUCUUUGCAGCCCAGUCGUGAUCCUGUCCUGUACGUCUCACAUGAACUCGAGCUGUCGUGACGUAAUGAGUUCUGACCCGUCACGUCGACCACGUCUUCUUUUAACCUGUUGCGUGUUUAUUUUGUGAAGUGAAAAGAAGCUUAGAAGAAAAACGGACCACAAGCAUCUGACGGGUUCACACAACGAACCACAGCUCACGUACACGUUGUAUAAUCCGCCCUCUCGUCCCUAAUCUCCGGUGGCGCCCUUGGUUCCUAAAGCGCCGGGGCCUCGUGUGCGACACCGAGCCAGCGCUUCACUUCGCUGUGUUGAUCUGUUUGCCGAGCGCUGGGGUUCGAUACACUUUCCAGAGAUGAGUGUGGCUGCGUUUCAUUCACUGAUGAUUUUUUAAGACAUUUUUUAAUUUUGAACGUUUUAAGGUUUUGAUGCCACAUGUGGUGAUUUUACACACAGUUAACAAACAAACAACACAAUCAGUCAUUUGUUCAGUUACAAACAAAAUGCAGUGUGUUGCAGAUUCUGUAUAAAGUGUAUUGAAUUAUGAUUAUUAUUAUGAUUAUUAUCACCUUUUAGAUUAUUUAGAGUCUUUUCUUUGACUCACUCCGGAUCUUCCACCAACGCUUUGAGUUUAUUUUUGGACGUGAUGAGGAAACUGGCUGGUAUUUCCUGCGUGUUUUCUGUGAACAGUGUUUGCUGAUGUCGUUGGGGUUGUGGGUUCAGAGGUGGAGUUCGACUCCUCUGAGCUGAGAUCGGCCCGUGACGCGGCCUCACCGGCCUCCAGACGCGGUGUCCAGCUGUGCGCCGUCGCUCAGACGCGCCCGCCGCGGCCGCGCCCGCCGCGGCCGCGCCCGCCGCGGUCGCCCCGUGGACGGCGGUUCCUCCCUCUCCCCGCGAUCACGCACGCCUGCCGGCCACCUGUUUGCCGCCGCCACUGAUCUCCGCGCUGUCGGCUUCCAGUUGUCCGGUUUCGUCUCGGCCGCUUUAAAAGCAUCAGCAGCAGCGGGGCGGUGGAGCAGUUGUGCCCGUCUCAUCCUGAUGCUGGAAAAGGAAUGCUGCCGACUGAACAGUGCUUCCAUGUCGCUCGUACCAAAACCUUGGAUUUUGUAGUUUUUGAUGCUCCAGGCAGCUUUAGCACCAAAGCCCUUGUUCAAAAAUAUCCUUGAAACCUCAGUUACUGCACCCACGUCGUCUCUGUCUCUGUCUGUCCAGAGUUUGAGUCCAGACCUGCAGGGCCUUUUUUAUUUACAGAACAUCAACACAAAUAUUCCCCAAGAUGCUUUUAUAACACACGGAACCUGAGUCACGGAUCAGGAGCGGGCGAGGAGUGAUGCGCUGACCUGAAGCCGCUGAUGCUAACGCGCAGCUUAGUUACUGUAGUUUCCUCUGUUUUACGCCGUCUUCCUUUUCCAGUUCUCAGCACUUAACAGCUCAUCAGUUUUAUUUAGCGAGGCUCAGGCUGGAGGUCCGCAAACACGCCGUCGCCAGGAAAAACACUUAACGUUGUUUUAGAAAUUAAUCCACACAUGGCUGCCGCGUUUCCAGACCCUAUUAAAGUUCAUUAAGAUGCUUGUCUGCCGGCGCUGCCAAGACUUUGAGUUAUUAAUCAAGGACUUAUCCUUGAACCUGUGCAAGGAGCAGCCUUAGGAUGGUCAGGCACAGUUACUGCUCGACGUAAAAGCCAGCAGAAGCGGCGCUGCUCCGCGAUGCAGACCCUCAACACCGUCGGCUCAACUUCUCCAGGCUCCACUUUCUUUUUUUUUGCAGAGAACCUUUUGAUUGAAUGUGAAGUGUUUUCAAGCACCGCAUGAAGUAUUUAUGUAUCUUAUGAUUUUAAUGGCACAAAAGAAACAUAUUGUUGCACUUCACGCUGAGCACUGAUCAGCAGGAGGAGAAAUUGCCGCACUUACAUCAAGUGUUUGGAGUGAUUCUGAGCUUCUUUCAGCACCAGGCUGGCUGUUUGUGAGACAGCGGGCGAAGACGCUUGUGUCUCAGUCCAGCGAAGAGAAAUGUUUACAGGUUUUUAAUGAAUCUGGGUUAUGAAAGGACUCAGCGUGUGAUUAUCCUUUUACUGCUCUUUAUAAAUGGUCAGAUCACAUCGUGCUGGAGGGUUUUUACAGAAGUGAAGUGUUGGAUACAUGUGAAUAUUGGAUCAGCCGGAACUUUGUCAUUUCAAGAUGUGUGCACCAACAAACGCGUUUGUGUGCGUUCGAUCAGCCGCCUGCCUCGCUCGUAACACAUUUGUUUCCUGCAGAUCACUUCCCAGAAUCUUUUUUGUAGUUUUAUUGUGAAAUCUCCUAGUUUAUAGCACCAAAAUGUGUCAGCUACACACUCCGGCUUCUCAAGUUUGAAAAAAAAAACAAAAAAAAACAGUCUUUGGAUUUUUCUUUUGUAAAUUAAAAAAGAUGCAAUGUGAUCGUGACACUUUGAGCAGAACAUGCUGUACUGUCUCCUCUUACAUCUGUGAAGCGAAGUGAACUCACCGGGCCUCGCUCGGCCCAAUGUGCCAAUAUCAGCAGGACGGAGUCGAACCGUGGACGCUCCGCGUUGCUCAGACGCGAGCUGCGCCAGUCGGACCCACUGCGCUCGGGCGCGGGUCGUCUCCUGCCGUGGUGCACAGAAAAUGGCCCCUGUGCGGGCGCCCGCGGGCCGUGGCGCCGGAGCGCCCUCUAGUGGCGCGGCGCUUGGAGCCACGCAGCAGAGCUCCGCGUUCCGGCCGCUGACGGACAAACACUGGCUGCUGCCCAGAAAAAGCCUGUGUCUUCCCCUCUGGUGGACCUUCAUACCGCUACGGGAGCCGCCACCUGCGUUCCCCUAAUCACACAGUGCCCCCCCCCCCCCCCCCCCCCCCCCAUGUCUCUGGCUGCUCAGGCAGGCAGGGAUGGGUCUCCACUCGUUCAUUUGAUUUGUAAAGCCCACAUUCUAGACCAGUGCCGGUUCAGACCACUGUGACUGAUGUGGGAGAGCCUGUAUUUCUGUAUAAAUGUAUAUUGACUGUAACCCUGUGAAUGAUGUAACAAUUUCAUUAUUUGUAAUAUUGUCAUUGGUUUAUUUUCUAAAAAUGGAAAGCCCAACUUGACUCUCCUCAAUAAAAAAAUAAGAUCUGUUAUAAAACAA
Molecule: messenger RNA, 7057 nt
Organism: Betta splendens (Siamese fighting fish)
Lineage: Eukaryota; Metazoa; Chordata; Actinopteri; Anabantiformes; Osphronemidae
Gene: ephb2b
Product: eph receptor B2b
Exons: 16
Coding region: 133-3102 (989 amino acids)
Biological process (GO): protein phosphorylation; central nervous system projection neuron axonogenesis; cell surface receptor protein tyrosine kinase signaling pathway
Cellular component (GO): neuron projection; plasma membrane
Molecular function (GO): ATP binding; protein binding; transmembrane-ephrin receptor activity
Source: RefSeq, a predicted model, not a curated record